Molecule: messenger RNA, 777 nt
Organism: Fusarium coffeatum
Lineage: Eukaryota; Fungi; Ascomycota; Sordariomycetes; Hypocreales; Nectriaceae
Exons: 3
Coding region: 1-777 (258 amino acids)
Source: RefSeq, a predicted model, not a curated record
AUGGCAGCACUAACACCCGUCCUCACACCAGCAUUGCUGGCCACGAUCCGCAAACAACCCAAUCUACCACACAAUACAUGGUAUUUCAUCACAGCAACAACCUUGUCAGCUCUCAAUAGGCCAGAUGAACUACCAAAGAUCUUGAGAAGUGCGAUUGAAGAAGGUCCCGGUGCUGACGGGAGUGGCGUUCCGGGUCGAGACGAGCAGUUGCGCAUCUCCAGACGUCUUAGAGAAGCUCUGUUGAAAGCCUCAGCCGUUGGGGGGAUGCCGAAGACAAUCAAUGCUCUUAUGUCUUUGAAGUCGGCAACUCCAGAGGAUCUCCUGGACGAAGCAGGAACUGAUGCAGCAUCACCCAGACACAAAGACAUAUAUGACACUCAGCCAACCCAGAUACUCCAACGGGGGCAGAGCUUCUUUGAAAGCAUCUACGGGAAGAUAUCAAGGCGUAUAAUGGGCCAAAUGGAGCGUUCAGGUGCACCAGACCUUGGCCUACUGGCCAGGUUGACAUACGGAUAUGUGCUAAGUAACACUGAUCUGCUUACACCAGCCGAGACCUCAUUCGUUCUCAUUGCUAGUCUGAUUCCCCAAGAUAGUUCCAAGGUCAACCCUCAACUCAAAGGUCACCUGCGGGGUGCAUUGAAUGGCGGCGCCAGUGAGGAUGAAGUGAGGGCCGUAAGAGACUUAGUGAUUAAGAUUUGCGAGGCUUCUGGUAUGAAGAGACUUGAAGAGAAUGCAAUUGGAGGAUGGGGUUGGAGAAAUGAAGUUGCGAAUGUAUGA